This is a messenger RNA of Cydia pomonella (codling moth), 1536 nucleotides long. RefSeq names its product glutathione S-transferase 1-like. Gene Ontology annotation, molecular function: glutathione transferase activity. Gene Ontology annotation, biological process: glutathione metabolic process. Bases 316 to 1194 code for a protein of 292 amino acids. The record is from RefSeq and is a predicted model, not a curated record. NCBI's taxonomy places the organism in Eukaryota, Metazoa, Arthropoda, Insecta, Lepidoptera, Tortricidae. The transcript has 9 exons.
AUACUAUUUGGACAAGAAUAUUUAUGACACCAUGAAGUUCUAAUCUUAUAGUUCUUGACAAAGAGCAUAUCACUACGUGUUCUUGAAAACCAGUUGAAAACAGUCUUUUGACAUGAGCCCAGACAUAGAAAACAAAAAACAACAAAAACUUAUGUCAAAAAAAUUGAAACAGACAAAUUAGCUGUUUUACAAAAUCAAGAAGUAAAAAUAUGAAUAAAUAAAAAAUAUAAAUAAGCCGCGACAAACAAAAUGUAAUAUCACUUUCAGUUUGUUGCAAAAUGGUUUUCAGUCUUGCUAUGUUCCAGUGAAAUCAAAAUGGGUGGCGGGUCUAGCAGACCCUCAUUAAAACACUGUACGUUAUGGAAAGCCGACCGAAGUCCUGCGUGCCGUGCCGUCAUGAUGGCCUUAGAUGCCAUGAACAUCGAUGUCCGUGAAGUUGACGUCAAUUUGGACAAGGGAGAACAUAGGAGUGCAGAGAUCACGGCGAUGAACCCUCGUCAAACUUUGCCAAUUUUAAAGGAUAAAGAUUUGGUACUAAGCGACAGCAACGCCAUUGCAACAUAUAUGGCAUCACGUUACGGCUCUGCCGCAGCGAACAUGUUACUACCCACCGACCCGUCCGGUCGGGCCCUGGUUGAACAGUAUAUGCACUUCAACAGUAGUGUUCUCUACCCGCAGUAUAAAGCCGCUUCAAAUCCAAUCCUCUACCAGAACUGUCGUGUGAUCGCCAUGCCAACUUUCUGUGAGAUCCACUGCGCGUACUAUGACAUGGAGAACAUGCUGAAUGAUCGGCCAUGGUUCAACCGCGGCAACUGGCCGUCAAUGGGCGACAUCAUGCUAGCGGCUACGGUCAGCACUCUGCACAUAUUGGUGCCGAUACAAAAGAAAAAAUAUCCGAAACUGGCUUCGUGGCUCUUCCGCAUGUCUGAGCGCAAUUUCUACAUCACGGCGAACAAGAACGGCCUCGCUGAAUUCGCGAAAAGAAUAAAUAUUAUGGAGAGUCACCCAAUAUUGAAAGAAACGCAGGAGAUUUAUAAAGCAGCACCUCCUGAACAGAAACAAAUCAAGCAGCAAGAAGAUCAAGGAGACAGCAACGAUACUGCAGUUAUCAUGGAAUCGCGGAAGCCAGUUGACAAGCCAGUUAAGUACAAAGGUUGCACUAUAAAGGUCAAAUCUAAGAUCUACCAGCCUUGAACAGACUUUUGUUUGCGCUAGGUGAGAGAUGUUGUUACCUCGCGGAUUUGCAAGACCUUCGUAACCCUAGUCCCAAGCUCAAGCCGAAAACUGAAUGAGGGGACUGAUCUGCUACCCAUACUUACAAAUUGAAGAUUAGAGCAAAUUUACCUGUUACCUGCCAUUUUUGAAAUUAACCCAAUUUUUUUAAAGUUAAGGUUUGUUACAACAGUCAUGUUAUUUGGUGUCGAUGUUAACUAGUUUCGUAAAAUGACAUUAAUUUAAUACUGAACUUAUGAAAGUUUUUGUGGAAUUAUUUGUAAUGUAACCAACUAUUAAUGAAAUAUAUAAAGUAAUGUAUUA